AUGGCUGAGGGAGGCGGAUCCGAAUCGGGUAGCGGGGCUGAGCCUGAUGCGGAGCCGGUAUCUGGUCAGACACGCGUACCUUUAACGGACAGCCAAAAGCAGGGUAUUGAGCGACUUCUAAAGACACCAUUGCGAAACGGAGAUGAAUGGUUUCUGGUUGACUGUCGGUGGUUUAAACAGUGGAAGAAGUAUGUGGGUUUUGACAGUUGGGAUCUGUAUAAUGUUGGACAUCAGAGUCUUUAUCCAGGACCUAUUGACAACUCCGGGCUGUUCUUGGACAAUGAAACUCAGACCCUGAAGGAAAACCUUAUAGAUGAGCUGGACUAUGUUCUUUUGCCCACUGAAGCCUGGAACAUUCUUGUUGGGUGGUACGGGUGCUUGGAGGGCCAGCGCCCCAUCGUCAGAAAGGUGGUGGAAUACGGCAUGUUUGUGAAGCACUGUAAAGUUGAGGUCUACCUACUGGAGCUCAAUUUAUGUGAGAACAAUGACAUGGAGAAUGUGGUGACGAGACAUUUCAGCAAGGCUGACACCAUAGACACGAUCGAGAAGGAGAUGAGGUCACUGUUCAAUAUCCCAAGAGAAAAGGAGACCCGUCUGUGGAACAAAUACAUGAGCAACACGUACGAGCAGCUGAACAAACCGGACAGCACCGUGCAGGAUGCUGGCCUCUUCCAGGGCCAGGUGCUUGUGAUUGAACGGAAGAAUCAGGAUGGCACAUGGCCCAGGCAAGCCAAACACUCAAAGUCUAGUACCACCACAUCUCGGAACUUCUCUACCUCUCCAAAGCUUUCCUCCAGCUCCUCGGCCACCAUCACUUCGACGGUGACCAACGGGAACAGCGGCAUUAACUCCGAUUACACGCUGAACAACAGCACCUCCUCUGACAGCAGUUUGGGAGGCUACAGUUCCUACAGUUCAUCCUACAACUACAAAGAAUCCCAGUCCCAGCCAGGCCUGUGUGGCCUCAGUAACCUGGGCAACACCUGCUUCAUGAACUCUGCCCUGCAGUGCCUGAGCAACACCUCCCCUCUGACAGAAUACUUCCUGAAUGACCAGCAUGAAGCCGAGCUGAACCGGGAGAAUCCGCUGGGAAUGAGGGGGGAGAUUGCUGAGGCUUACGCUGACCUGGUCAAGCAGAUCUGGCUCAGCCGGAGCUGCUUUGUAGCUCCCCGCACAUUUAAGACCCAGGUGGGGCGCUUUGCACCCCAGUUCUCAGGGUACCAGCAGCAGGACUCUCAGGAGCUGCUGGCCUUCCUGCUGGACGGGCUUCACGAGGACCUCAACCGAGUGAAGAAGAAGCCUUAUCUGGCUCUGAGGGAUGCAGAGGGCCGACCAGACGAGAUCGUAGCAAGAGAAGCCUGGACAAACCACCGUCUGCGCAACAGCUCUGUCAUAGUGGACAUCUUCCACGGCCUCUUCAAGUCUACUCUGGUUUGCCCUGAGUGUUCUAAGGUCUCUGUGACCUUUGACCCUUUCUGCUACCUCACUCUGCCCCUUCCCAUGAAGAAGCACCGCAGCAUUGAGGUUCUCCUGGUCCGCGCCGACCCCCAGGCCAGACCCAUGCAGUACAGGGUGGUGGUUCCCAAGCUGGGCAAUGUGGCUGACCUCUGUGCUGCCUUGUCUGCUCUCUCUGGACUCCCUGCAGGGAAUAUGGUGGUGGCUGACGUUUACAGUCAUCGGUUUCACAAAAUCUACAGACGGGACGAUGGCCUCAGUAACAUCCUGGAGAAAGAUGACAUCUUUGUGUACGAGGUGGAGGAGGAGGACACAGAGAAGCUCAACCUGCCACUGUACUUCCGGGAGCGGCACGUGAAGCACACGGGCGGCUCCAUGGGCACCAUGCUCUUCGGCCAGCCGCUCAUCAUCACCAUCCCCCGCCAGAACCUCACCGUCGACCUGCUGUAUCACAAAGUGCUGGAGCGGAUAGGGCGCUAUGUAAAGCAGCCCCAGCGCUCUGCUUCUGAGACCAAGAUCUCUGCCUCCCGGAGCAGCAGCAGCAGCAGCAGCAGCCAAGCAGCAGAGUCCGCAACGGCAACCAAUCACAACGCAAACCUGGCGAGGUGUGAAAGCCCUCAUUCAGUUGAGGCUUCAUGCAGCUCAGGGUUUACCAAUGGCACUGACCGACCACAGGGGGGACAUUCUGGGACCUGCAAUGGCCCCAAUGGCAUGUGUGGAGAGGAGGAGGAAGCUAUGGAUCAGCAGGUUAGCCCGGUGCCACAGAGCAGCCAAUCGGAGUCCUCGGUGGGGGAGGACGAGGACUCGCAGGCCCUGGAGAAUGGCACCAUUGGCGGCACUUCCAAGCUGAGCAGAAAGCGUGGCUCCAUUCGGCGCAAGCUGUUCUCUUUCAACAUGGUGAACUCGUAUGGAACAGCCAACAUCAGCCCACUGCCUUGCGAGGGAAACAUCCUCAAACUCAACAUGCAUUCCACAGUGGCAAUGGACUGGAACUGGGAAAUUAAGAAGCUGUGCUUCGAUGACAGAGAGGCCGAGGCAUUUGAGAGACAUGAGAGCAUGCUUCAGCAGCAGAAGAAGAAGUCCACCGUGGCCCUCAGGGAGUGCAUCGAGCUCUUCACCACCAUGGAGACGCUGGGAGAGCACGACCCCUGGUACUGCCCCACCUGUAAGAAGCACCAGCAGGCCACUAAGAAGUUUGACCUGUGGUCUCUGCCGCACAUCCUAGUGGUGCACCUGAAACGUUUCUCCUAUAACCGCUGCUGGAGGGAUAAACUGGACACAGUGGUAGACUUCCCUGUUAGGGACUUGAACAUGUCAGAGUUUGUGUGCGAUCCUAUGGCAGGGCCCUACGUGUAUGACCUCAUCGCCGUGUCCAACCACUAUGGUGGAAUGGGUGGAGGGCACUACACAGCCUAUUGCAAAAACAAAUCUGACGGAAAGUGGCAUUACUUUGACGACAGCAGCGUCUUCCCUGCUACGGAAGACCAGAUUGUGACAAAAGCAGCCUAUGUCCUGUUUUAUCAACGCCGAGACGGAGACGGGCGCACCAGCCGCCCCCCCUCGGCCUCCAUGGGGGAGGCGUCUGAGACGGGAGACGAUCACAUGGACACUAACUGAGAGGCCAGGCGUUCAGGGACAUGCACUGAAACGAACUGAGACACGUUAACGCACACACCAAGCCACUUCGGAUAUUUAAGACUCCGCUGUUUUUCUCUCUCCUGCAUAUUUUAUUUUCAUCCACAGUCAGCAAGAGCCAAAAAAGUAAAAAAACAACACACCCUUGUUAGUUUUUACAUUUGUCCUGAGAGAGACAGUCCUUGGGGCCUGUGGCCUGAAGACAGUUGGCGAAAAGGAGGGGAAAAUGACAGUGAAACCACUGGCUGGACAACCGGAAUGUUAGACUUUGCCUAAAAUAGAUUCAAUCAAAUGUUUCUCUCAUCCUCUAGAAGAUUCUCAAAAUAGUAAAAGCCAAAUGCACAUGUUGUUUCAACCAAAGUGCUUCAGGUAAUACACAUUUGUCAAAUCUGCCAACUGUAUUGAGCAUGGGGGUGGGGGAAAUAUUUACCUAUUACAUCUGUCAUUUUGGUUUCUACCUAUAAAUGGGUUGGAGCUCCUCAAUUUAGAGAUUGAAAUAUAUGCAACUAUAUGAAAAGUAUUUAACAUUGUAGUAAGGCAGUAAGUACCCAGAACCCUGCUCCCCAUCAGAAUAUCUUGAUUUAUUUUCCCUGCAGUAAUUGGGUCUCAAGCAGCAGUGUUCUCUCCCCUUUCUCACAAUGUUUUGCCUGCUCCUCAGUAUUUGCAGUGCAAGGAGCAGCCAUGUUUGGUGAUCGAAGAUGGUAGACUUAGUCCACAUCUACCAGAAACUGUUCUUUGGGGCUCCAUCUUGCAUUCUCACUGGAAACUAGAAAGGGAACAAUACAAACAUUGACAACUAAGUGCUGCUCUAACAGAAGCACCAGCUGCCUUUUAACAGUGGGGUAUGUCACUAGUGGGAAUUAUUUGAGAUUUAAGAGUAUAUUUUCUGUAUGAGUUCUGAAGUUGUUUCUUGUUUGGCUUGUAUGAAAUAAAUACAUGUACAAUCUGUAAAUUCCCAGGAGAGGUAAAAUAUAAAUUUCUUUUUAUUGAGAGAAUUGUUUCACAUAGUUCUUAUUUAAGCUUUUUGUUCUUUUUGUGCAGGGAAACCAGUUUUGGAAGAAUAAUAAAGUUUCUUAAAUGUAA
This is a messenger RNA of Anguilla rostrata (American eel), 4173 nucleotides long. Its product is annotated as ubiquitin carboxyl-terminal hydrolase 4-like. Gene Ontology annotation, cellular component: nucleus. Gene Ontology annotation, molecular function: cysteine-type deubiquitinase activity. NCBI's taxonomy places the organism in Eukaryota, Metazoa, Chordata, Actinopteri, Anguilliformes, Anguillidae. The coding region runs from base 1 to 3072 and encodes 1023 amino acids. The record is from RefSeq and is a predicted model, not a curated record. Gene Ontology annotation, biological process: protein deubiquitination. The transcript has 22 exons.